AUGGCGCCGGCCCGCAAAUCUCGCUGGGGCCCACCGCCACCGGGCGCUGCCGGCGCCGCCCCGGCCGGGGACAAGGCCGCGCCAUCCACCUCCGCCCGCACCCCGACCCCCACCCGCACAGCGGACUCCAGGCGCCAUCCGGGGCCCCCUACCGCGCCAGCACCACACGCCCGCAACCCCGCGUCGCCGGCAGCCGCGCUCCGGCCGCAGUCUCAGCUGCAGCCAGCGGCGGAGACUCCUCCCCCGCAGCCGUACGGCUUCCACAACCUCGACCGCCGCACCAUGCUCCUCGCCGACGGCACCGUCCGCACCUACUUCGCCCUGCCCCCUGACUACCCCUUCGAGCCGGCGCCCCUGCCACCCCUCCCACACCACCUCCUCCCCCGCGCCGCCCCGGACCUCUGGCCGCCGCAUCAGGCGCCGCCGCCGCAGAUGCCCAUGCCUGUGCAGAUGCCGCCGCACGAGGCUAGGCGCAAACACCCCGCCGACCAGGACGAGGGCUUCCCGAGGCACCCCAAGCAGCCGCGGCUCGACGGGCCGCAUCAACCGCCGCCACAUGCAGCGGUGGACCGGCACGUGCUCAGGAGGGCGUUCCUCAAGUACGCCAAGAUGCUCAACGAGAGCUCCGUGCAGAGGCGGAGCUAUCUCGAGGGCGGCCGUGUCCCGUGUCUCGCCUGUGGCAGGUCUUCUAAGGACUUUGCUGAUGUCCGUGGACUUGUCAUGCAUGCUUACAACCCACCAAAUGCAGAUUCACUUGUUGAUCAUCUUGGUUUGCACAAGGCAUUGUGUGUCCUUAUGGGAUGGGAUUAUACAAAAGUCCCUGAGAACUCUAAGGGCUACCAAUCAUUACCUUCUGACCUUGUCCAAGCAAGUAGGGAGGACCUCAUCGUAUGGCCGCCUACUGUUAUCAUUCACAAUACUUCGACUGGGAGGAAGAAAGAUGGUCGCUUUGAGGGUUUAGGGAACAAAGAAAUGGAUAAGAAAAUGACAGAACUAGGGUUUUCUGGUGGGAAGUCGAAGUCCUUGUAUGGAAAAGAAGGACACAUGGGUUUGACACUGAUCAAGUUUGCAAACAACCCAUCUGGCUUGAAGGAGGCUGAGCGUCUUGCUGAGUUCCUUGAGAGGCAAGAUCGUGGACGUAUAGGUUGGUCACGUGCUCAUGCCAGUCGUUCUGUAGAUUCUGAUCAGAACCCUUUGUUGGUUGAGACGGAUAUCAGGACAGCUGAGAAAAAGAGGAUACUUUACGGUUACCUAGCAAUUGCAUCUGAUCUGGAUGAACUAGACUCAGAUUCUAGAAAAAGGGCUUUCCUCAAGAGCAGAAGAGAAUUUGAUCCAAACGAAUGA
This is a messenger RNA of Miscanthus lutarioriparius, 1344 nucleotides long. Lineage: Eukaryota; Viridiplantae; Streptophyta; Magnoliopsida; Poales; Poaceae. The record is from the annotation of a GenBank genome assembly.